Messenger RNA from Panicum hallii, 1973 nucleotides. Its product is annotated as xylose isomerase. Bases 185 to 1627 code for a protein of 480 amino acids. Gene Ontology annotation, biological process: carbohydrate metabolic process. The transcript is spliced from 21 exons. Lineage: Eukaryota; Viridiplantae; Streptophyta; Magnoliopsida; Poales; Poaceae. The record is from RefSeq and is a predicted model, not a curated record. Gene Ontology annotation, molecular function: xylose isomerase activity.
UCGAUCGGGGCGGGGGCUGUUCCGCUCACUCCCCCUCCGUCCACCGCAACUGCAGCUCUCUCUUCUUCCUCACUCGUCGGCGUCCUCCUCGAGUCCUUGUCCCCCCCCGGCACUGGAGCGGUGCGGGGAUCCAUCCACUGCCUCCUUCUACUCGCUGAGGCGUUUCCUCAUCUAACCCGCCGGCAUGAGGGGCUCCAAGCUCUUGGUGUUACUGGUGGCGGCAUCAUCACUCUGCCUCUAUGCUGUAAUUGCUGCGCAGCAGACUUGCCCUGCUGACCUUGAUAGCAAAUGCGAGGGUGCCGCUUCAGAUGAUUGGGAGGGGGAGUUCUUCCCUGGCAUCCCAAAAAUCAAGUAUGAGGGCCCGACAAGCAAGAACCCUCUUGCUUAUAAGUGGUAUAAUGCAGAGGAAGUGAUUCUCGGAAAGAAGAUGAAGGAUUGGAUGCGGUUCAGUGUUGCCUUUUGGCACACAUUCCGUGGUACUGGUGGUGAUCCUUUUGGUGCCCCGACAAAGGCUUGGCCUUGGGAGGAUGGCACAAAUUCAUUGGCCAUGGCUAAGAGAAGAAUGAGAGCUCACUUUGAAUUCAUGGAGAAGCUGGGAGUUGACAGAUGGUGCUUCCAUGAUAGAGAUAUUGCCCCAGAUGGCAAAACACUCGAAGAAACAAAUGCUAACUUGGACGAGAUAGUCGAGCUGGCAAAGCAACUCCAGAGUGAGACCAAUAUCAAGCCAUUGUGGGGAACCGCACAGCUCUUUAUGCAUCCACGUUACAUGCAUGGAGCUGCUACUAGCCCAGAGGUUAAAGUAUAUGCUUAUGCAGCUGCACAAGUUAAGAAAGCUUUAGAGGUCACUCACUACCUAGGUGGUGAAAAUUAUGUGUUUUGGGGUGGAAGAGAGGGAUACCAAACCCUUCUGAAUACUGACAUGAAGAGAGAACUUGACCAUCUGGCUAACUUUCUUCAAGCUGCUGUUGACUACAAGAAGAAGAUCGGAUUUAAAGGAACAUUGUUGAUAGAGCCUAAACCACAGGAACCAACAAAACACCAGUAUGACUGGGAUGUUGCAACUGCAUUCGCUUUUCUACAGAAGUAUGGUCUCAUAGGAGAGUUCAAGAUUAAUGUUGAGUGCAACCAUGCUACUCUUUCUGGACAUAGCUGCCAUCAUGAACUGGAGACUGCACGAAUUAAUGGGUUGCUUGGAAAUAUCGAUGCAAACACUGGUGAUCCACAAGUCGGUUGGGACACUGAUCAGUUCAUGACAGACAUCGCAGAGGCUACUUUGGUUAUGUCAAGUGUAGUUAAGAAUGGUGGACUUGCACCUGGUGGAUUCAACUUUGAUGCCAAAUUGCGGAGGGAAAGUACUGAUGUUGAGGACAUGUUUCUUGCUCAUAUCUCAGGAAUGGACACCCUAGCCCGUGGCCUCCGCAACGUCGCCAAGUUGCUUGAGGAUGGUUCCUUGGAUGAGCUUGUCCGCAAGCGCUACCAGAGCUUUGACAGUGAGAUUGGUGCCUUGAUCGAGGCUGGGAAAGGAGACUUUGAGUCGCUAGAAAGGAAGGUUCUGGAGUGGGGCGAACCCACUGUGCCAUCCGGCAAGCAGGAGCUGGCCGAGAUGCUGUUCCAGUCUGCUCUGUAGAUGGUGCCACGUCCAUAGCUCCAGGGAAUAAGCACAAGCGCGCGCACCCUCGGAAUGCGCAGCCGUCCUCGCCACGGGCAAAUGUUCUGGUUCUAUGCCGUGAACUCUGUACAAUAAUAGCGUGGAACCUAGGAAUAAUUAGUUGUAACUUGUGAGGACUAGCGGGAUUAGGUCCUGGGUCCCGGUGUUUGCCCUCUUUGUUCGAAACAGGAUCAAACUGAAUCUGGUUGCUACUUCUACAUCCUGCACCUCAUCAGUCGUUGGUGCUGUUUUAGAAUGUAGCAACGAUACUGCUGUUCGGUAGUACAGCAGAGAACUCUGCUGCUCUGAGGCCCUUGUUCUUUUA